GUUUUUGAAACAUUCAAAAAAAAUUUUGAACAAUUUUGAAAGAACUGCAAAAUCACAAAAUUAAUCAAGACAGUGAUAGUUUUUUUUAAUUUUUAAAGAAUAAUACGCUUUUUUGAGGAAUAAAAUCAUGUUUCGCAAUCAAUACGAUAGUGAUGUGACUGUUUGGAGUCCACAAGGAAGAAUACAUCAAGUCGAGUAUGCUAUGGAAGCUGUGAAGCUUGGAUCAGCAACUGUUGGAUUAAAAUCUAAAGAUUAUGCCGUCUUAAUUGCUUUAAAAAGAGCAACUUCCGAAUUGUCUGCUCAUCAGCAAAAGAUCUUACGAAUUGAUGAUCAUAUUGGUAUUUCUAUGGCUGGAAUCACUGCUGAUGCUCGUGUUUUAUGUCGUUACUUGCGUCAGGAAUGCAUCAAUCACAAGUAUUCUUAUGGACGAAAUCACCCAGUGUCAAGAUUAAUCAAUACUUUAGGCUUGAAAAUGCAAGUUUGUACUCAACGAUAUGAUCGUCGUCCUUAUGGUGUUGGAUUAUUAGUUGCUGGAUAUGAUGAUCAAGGUCCACAUAUUUAUCAAACAUGCCCAAGUGCUAAUUUCUAUGAUUGUAGAGCAAUGGCUAUAGGAGCUCGUUCACAAAGUGCUAGAACUUAUUUAGAAAAGCACUUGAAUUUAUUCAAGGAUUGCGAUUUGCAGGAACUUAUUAAUCAUGGUGUUCGUGCUUUAGCAGGAACUUUACCAAAUGAAACAAAGUUGAAUAAUCAGAACUUGUCAAUUUGCGUUGUUGGAAAGGAUAUGAAAUUUAAGAAUUUCCAAGAAUCUGAAUUGGAGAAAUAUAUUAAUGCUGAAAUUGCUGGCACUCAACCAGCAACAGCUGAAAGCGAUCCAAGCGAGGUAGGCGUAGGUGGAACUGAGAGACAACCUUAUGUUGAUCCUCCAGCGCCUUUAAACCAGCCAGAACCAAGGCUAGAAGAUCCAGCAGUCGAAGAACGCAGAAUGGAAUAAAAAGCAUUUUGUAUCUUCGAUUUCUAACUUCCGGCUUUGGGUUAUCUGCUAUUAUUAAAAUGUCUUUGGGGUGGAAGGUUUAUUGCAAGUUCUAUAGAACUUUUUAAUCUACUUUCCACCCCAAAAGUAACUCAUUAAUAUUUAAUCUUUUAUAUGUAAAAUUUAAAGAAUAUUGAACAAUGUCAAGAAGGAGAAAUAAGUCAAGAAAAGUCUGAAAGUGAUGAAGAUGUUGAAAUGAAGUCUCAAGAUUAAAACAUGAAUAAAUUAAAAAGGCAUUUUUGAUUUCCUUGAUUCAAA
Messenger RNA from Chironomus riparius, 1288 nucleotides. The record is from the annotation of a GenBank genome assembly. NCBI's taxonomy places the organism in Eukaryota, Metazoa, Arthropoda, Insecta, Diptera, Chironomidae.